Messenger RNA from Camarhynchus parvulus, 3815 nucleotides. Its product is annotated as protein LYRIC-like. The coding region runs from base 1 to 1677 and encodes 558 amino acids. The record is from RefSeq and is a predicted model, not a curated record. Gene Ontology annotation, cellular component: nucleus. Lineage: Eukaryota; Metazoa; Chordata; Aves; Passeriformes; Thraupidae. Gene Ontology annotation, molecular function: transcription coregulator activity. Gene Ontology annotation, biological process: positive regulation of canonical NF-kappaB signal transduction; negative regulation of apoptotic process; regulation of transcription by RNA polymerase II. The transcript is spliced from 13 exons.
AUGAGCCCGACCGAGAUGAGAGCGCAUCUCGCGCUGCGUUACAUGGCAGCGCCUGUCAUCAUAACAGCGAUGGUGCUCGAUAACGACACGUUUGGGAGACCCAAUCCGUGCAUUAACCCCUUCCUCCCCCGCACCAGCGAUCGGCCGCGCCCGGGGUCCCACUCCCGCCCCCCGCACGGCGCCCCCGCCCUUCGCCGCGAGGCUCCCGUAAGCACCGACGUGUCCGCGCCCCCCGGGCCCCCCCGCAUCCCCCGCCCGCCCGGCCGGUCCCCCGCCCGCUCCGCAGCCGCGCUGGUGCCGCUCGGGGCGGCGGCGGCGAGCGCGGCUCCGGCACCAACUUUGGGAGCGGAGCGAGCGGAGCAUCCCCGGCGGGGGCGGCGCGGCCAUGCUGGGGCCGGCGGCGCGGAUGGCGCUGGGCGCGGGGAGCUGCCGGGGCGGCUGCUGGCGCUGCUCUGGCCGGCUUUGGUGCUGGCGGCCGCCGCGGCCGCGCUGCUCGUCCUGCGGGGGCUGCGGGACCGAGGGGCCGCGCCGGGACCCCCCCGCCGCUGCGCCGCCAGGGAGGAGGAGGAGGGGGAUGGUCCCGCGGGGGCCGGCGGCCGGGCGGCCGGGGCGCUGCCGGCGCGGCAGCCGGAGGAACAAAGGCGCACGGCGCAGGUUCCAGUGAAUGGCCAUCUUAUCACAUCAGUCAACAUCAGAGAGAAAAAGCUCCUCAAGCCUAAGAAGAAGAGGAAAACCCAGUGCUCAGACAAGGAAGUGCCAAAAGAUCUGCUUUCUGUGGAAAAAGACAAACUGCAAGAGGAAGAAGGAGUUUGGCAGACCAAGAUCAGCAGCCGUGAAAAGAGACACUUAAGGAAGGAAAGACUGAAACAGAAAGACCCCAGCAGAGCAUCUCUGGGUAGCUCAGCGGUUGAGCCAGCCUUUGACUGGGAUGAGAAGAGAGCAGUGUGGCCACUCACAGAGGACACUGGUGGUGGUGGAAAAGGUGCUUUCUUUGCCAAGGCAGAGUGUGGGACUGUGCUGAAGGGUUCAGGAGCCCUACGGGAAGAAUUGGCAACCUCCAGAUCAGAAGACGAUGUUUUCUCCAAUGUAGGAACAUGGGAUAUUGCAGAUGUAAAAUCCUGCCCUGUGACCUUUGGGACAUUGUCAGAUCUCUCCCGGGAUUUAGAUAAUGUGAAGAGUAAAUCGUCUGAGGACAGUCCUUCCAGAUGCUGUUGGCAUGGCAGCUCGACUUUUUUCCCAGGAGAUGAUGCGUGGCAGGGGCAGGGUGACCUUUCCAUGAUUGACCUGGACUCUGACUGGAAGGCUCCCACGGAGGAGUGGGGAAACUGGACUGGAGAUGAGGAACAUCAGACGAAGGAUGAGAAGAAGGAUUUGCCAAAAGGCAAAGCAGGCAUUCGUUUCUGUCUUUCUGGACCUGAAAGCAAAACACAACGGAAGAAGAAGAAGAAGAUGGAAGUGAAGGAAGCAAAGGGUGGAGCUGGACUGAGGCAUCCCCAGCAAGGUUUGCAAACAAGAAUGGAAGAAGGCCCCAGGGACUUGAUAUCUACAAGAGAUAGCAGUGAUGCAGUCAGUGCUUCCUUCGAAAAAUCCUUGGACAUUGUUAAUAAUUCAUCCAAUAAUGGUGUACCUGGAAAAAAGGAGAGGAGGAAGAGGAAGAAAAUGAAGAAAGAGACUUGAGGGAGCUGUGUAGCUGCCAGAGUGCCAACCUGAUGGGGCAGACAUGCCAAUGAGCUGCAAGGAUUCUGCUUUCUGCGAUGCCGCUGAGCCCCAGGCAAAGAGAGGCUCUGGGAGACCUCCCAGCAAGAGGAAGAGAAGAGGAGCAGUGAGCCAGAGAGCGUGAGUGUGUGAGAGAGGAGAGAGGGAGCAGGCUGUGCACAGGAGGUGGUUUUGAAACAGAGUGGCUGUUCAUUGCAAGCUGCUGCCCUUGAUCAAAAGCUGUUGAAUGGGGUUUGACUGGUUGCAUUAAGUCCUUUCAGUUUUUUGUUGUCACGUUGUUUGUCAGCUUGUAGUGUUCUGUGCCAUUGUAGAAAUAGUCGGGCUGUACCUGACUGUGAUUGUACUUUGGUCCCAUGGAGGAUCCCCCAGCUAGUCUGGUCUCCCCUGGCAUUUCUGCAGAGGUGCUCAUCGACAGGCUAGUAAUGUACAGAAGGAAGCACUGUUCAGAAACAAAGGGAGAAUAACAUGGAUCAUUCUCCAACCUCCUAACUCUUUUAAAUCCUUGGUGGCUGCUAUUUGUCAGACUUUUGCCUCUUACCUUGCCAUAUUUAUACUUUUUACCCCACAUCAGACUAGUUUGCUCCUCAAGGAACAUUUCUAAAGGAGGUUUUUAACUUGUUUGGAAAAAUGGUCUAAACCCAUUUUUUCCCCUGGAUUUCAUGGUGGGCUAAAGUCUGUAUGUCCAAAGCAUGUUGCAUUUGUACUUAUAGUAGACUGAGGUAACUUUUAAAAAUAAUUUUUCUUAAUCUGAUGUUUGGAAGUUUUUUAUCAUUUUGUCACUUGAAUAUUCUAAUAUAAACUACAUUUGUGAAUGAAGUUUUUAAGUCAGUUUAGUAUUUACUGAAGGGUGUGUAUUUCUCCUUGUCAGAGGGUUCAUAGUAUGGAGGAGAAUGUGUUACAAUAGAAUACCAUGGUUUAUAAACAAUGCUGAACUGACACCACUAAAAGCAGAAGCCCUUUAUCCCCAGAGGAGCUGCAGCUUCUGGGGGGUCUUCUGGAGCUGGUAGAUGGUCCUGAGACUGUGCCUGACCCAUCCCAGAAGUGCUGCCUCAAAGGAUGAGAUCAUUUUUCUCAAAUCUCCAUCUGCAUUUGACUCUGUGCCUUUGGAGAUGGUGGGGGACAGUUACUAAUGCAUGUUAAAUGUGUGCACAUUUGUAGGCUUUGGGCUGAUGCUGUGAAACUCUUCACUAGGACAGUGAAUAACCAGGGAUGUCCGUGGCUUUACACAGCCCCAGCUGCACUCCUGUUUGCAUCAUGGAGCCAGAGGAGAGCUCUGUGCUUCUGCCAUUGCAUCCUUGAUCCCCAGUCCUAGCUUGUCUAAGCUUUACUUGCAGCUCAACACUUUUCCCUGAUGGCCUUCAUCUGUUGUAUAGCUGUCAGAUCGGCUGUACCCUUCAGAGAAGCAAUUAACUGCAGCAAUGUAUUUGUGUUUAGAGUUUAGCUACUAUAUGUUGAAGUUACUAUAUGUUGAAUCACUCUUGUGCUGUGAUUUUUGGGGUAGUUAGCUGUACUGUGUGCCCUGAAAUUUAGCACAGUAGGGUUGUUUCAGAAAGCAGGGGAGAGGUAAUCUUAACUGAUGCCACUUAGCAGUCCACUGUCUAGGAUCUGCACAUCUUGGUGUUUGUGUCUCAGUGUAGGUGAAAUAUUGGCAGUUCAUGAAUGGACUGAACAGACCAAAGAGCUUUUAUGGGGAAAGUAACUGGUUUGGAAUAGAUGCAUAACAAGAAAAUACAUGGCCUCGCUUGAGGAACAGGUAUAGCAAGUUCAAGGAUUUUGAAGAUGUGGUAAUGAGUAUGUGGGUAAUGAACAAAGUUCUGCUAUCUCUGAAGCCGAUGGAAAACUUGCAUUGAUCUCAUUGGGGCCAGAAUGUUGCCCAUGGCCUUUGCUUAGCAUUGAAGCACUGUCAUCCAUCCAAAAAAGAAAGAAAGAAAAACAAGAGAUAAAGAGAAGCUCUUGGUGGACUACAGAUUUCUUCUGCUUUUUUCUCUAUAUCUGCUUGUAAACGUUUUGAUGUCUUUGUAAUUAUGCUUUAUUUCAACAUUUUUCAGUAUUUCAAAUGCCACUGUUUUUAUAAUAAAACAUUAAAACUUUUGUCCAAA